This is a messenger RNA of Somion occarium, 3589 nucleotides long. The record is from the annotation of a GenBank genome assembly. Lineage: Eukaryota; Fungi; Basidiomycota; Agaricomycetes; Polyporales; Cerrenaceae.
CUCCUCUCAACAGUGUACACGACGUCCCUCAGCAUCUGACCAAUAUCUCUUCUACUCUGAUAUGCCUUUAUGUGAAAAUGAUUUGAGAAUCCUCUAUGACUUAUCGAGAACAGCAAGUCAUUCGUACUCUUAAUUACUGAAUAGCUCUGCUGUUGGCCUUGAGAUGAUACAAGGUGAUCACAAUGACUCCGGUAACUUUCGUAUUAUGUGCGCUGCAUCAUAUGGAAGGUGAAAGGUAGGUUGCAUACCGCUAGGUGGUCAUUCUGCUCAAGCGCGCUCGGUGCCUAACACACUCCCACGCCGACUUCGAGAAAUGUCUUCACAGCAUACUAUUGUCAAGCUCUCAUCGCAUCGUAUCGCCCGCAUUCCCGAGUAUAAAGCUUUGAAGGCUUGGCUGGACAUCUGUACCAGCGGUAGUGGAGGAAUACUCUUGAGGAUCCCAUUCACGACUGCUGAUUUAGAGAUGUCUGCCGCGCAAAGCGACUAUGGGAACCACGACUCAUUAGUGUCUAGUUCUAAUCCUUUGCACCUUGAUGUUACCAACAAUUCGCACGUGUCUUCCCCGGAAGACCGUAGUGGCAGCCAAACACCUCUGCAUGGCCAAUCAGCCUCUUGGUGGGGAUCGCGACUUCACCGAACUAGACCAUGGCCUUGGAACGAUAAUCCGAGUACAUCCAUGUAUGUAAUACAUCAAUCGUUGGCUGGGUCAAGAGUUACCACGUCCACUUUCACAAACGACGAUGCUAAAGACUCAAGUCAAUUGGGAGAAUACCCGACUGCCUCGCUCAGCCCGGACAAAGCUAAUCUCCGUGAGAUUCAGGUUGAGGGCUGGAUACGCACAAAAAAUAAAGUGAUCAUGGCUAUUUGCCGUACGUGCGACAUUGCGAUGGACGGUACUCAUGUUUUACUUGAAGUUUCCUCCGAACUCCUUGGACUUGCGCCUAUCACGGGGCUUGAAGUGGCCGCAAAAACAUUGCUUAACAUUUGGGAUGCGGUGGAGAAAUUUGAGACUAAUCGCCUUGCCUGUCUUCGUCUUACGGAACGAUGUGCGGAUAUUCUAAUAUCCGUGAGGGAUGAAAUCACGGAUACUGGAGAACACUCUGUUAGCAGAGAGUUGGAAGGCCCAGUUGAAAAGCUUGAGAAAGCAUUCUCGGGCGUAUACGUUCUCCUUAGUCAACAGCAUGCUCGUCCAUUUCUCCAGCGAUAUCUCAAACGUGAUGAAAUCCAACGCGAAAUCGCAGAGUGCGAUGCUGCACUGCUGCUAGCUUUGCACAGCUUUUCUGUCAAGAUUCAAAUGAGAACCUAUCGACAAGUCAUGCAGUCUGAAACAAGCAGAAAAGCGGACGCCGCCGUUGUCAUGGAUAAACUGACUAAGAUUGGCUCCAGGCUUAUUACCAGUUCUCAAAUCGACAUUCCUGCCCGUACGCGGAACGCAACUUUCACAGAUCCGCCCAGUAUCCUGAGUGAUUUGCAAUCCAGGCAAAAUCGUCGAGACAAUCUUUGUGACAUCGUAGAUCUCCGAGAACUUAUGCGGCACGCAGUCGAGGCUAAGGAUGACAUGGAAAUGAUUCGUGUUCUGCAAGUCGGCAGAGACGAGAUGCCGGAAGCCAUGAAGACUCUCCAAAGGGCCUUGGAAGUGGAUAGCGAGAAGUUGGAGAAAUCAUCUACACCUUGGAAUGACUCUAGUCACUUUGAGUCGCCUGAGGAUUCUUUAGAUCUUCUCUUCAUGAAGUCCAGCAUCGAGUCCUUGCGUCGGCUAUCGGCGUCCCGUGGCGCUGAAGUGCAAUUACCUUCUUGGACCAUCACUCGUUAUGAAGUCGACAGGGAAGAGAAGAUCGGUAUAGGGUUCUUCAGCGAUGUUUAUCGUGGACGAUGGCGCAAUCACGUCGUUGCUAUCAAAGUUCUCGCAGAGACGACUCCUCGCCAGUUAUUUGUGCGAGAAGUUGAAAUCUGGAAGACGCUCAAACAUCCAAAUGUGCUCAAGCUCUACGGUGCGUCUUCGACCACUGCGGAACCGCCAUGGUUCUUGGUCAGUCCGUAUUGCAGAUAUGGGUCAUUGGUAGGAUACUUGCGUGGGCUUCCUGGCACACGAGUGGAUCCUCCUGGCGUUGACCUGCUUAAGAUUAUCCACGAAAUCACGAAGGGCAUGGUGUAUUUGCAUACAAAUGACGUACUGCAUGGAGACCUUAGAGCGGCCAACAUCCUGGUGGACGACAGUCAUAGCUGUGUAAUCUCUGACUUCGGUCACAGUGAAAUGAAGAGUGAGGCAUAUAGGAUCAGCGGAACACCAAUGCCUCGAGGUACACUGCGAUGGCAGGCGCCUGAAAUUUUAUUGGGUCAGCAUAAACUAACGCAACGGAUCGACGUUUAUGCAUUCGCUAUCUGUUGCGUUGAGAUUGUAUCUAAGGGAAGUUUGCCGUGGCCCUUGGCUGACGAUGAUGCAGUGCGACGCUAUAUUCUUGAUCUCAACUUGCGGCCAGAGAUACCAGCAGGACAAUCUUGGCGUGUCCCCCUCAGGGCCAUGCUCAAUGACUGUUGGCAUCGGAUACCAGAGUCCAGGCCAUUAUUUUCGGAUAUCGAGAAUAGGGUCAUCCAGCUUAGACAAUACUGGACGGUCACGUCAAGGGAUCGACACUUGGAGGAUGAACCUGAUACAUUGGAUGACCACGAUUCGACUUCAGGCUCUAGUACGGUUGGUUCUUAUCAUUCUGCUCAAUCCAGUUACACAGAUAGCGACGAUGAGGUCCCGUGGGCGCAGCUGGACGUGUCGUUGGCGCAACUCCAGUCUGAUAGUGAGAUGCCUGUAGGCGGUGAGGACCUGUCUUCUGACAAUGAGGGUGGUACUACUAGCUAUGCGCCAUCGUCCCUAUAUUAUGGCCAAACGACCACCAGCCAAACUUCGUUCUGGUCUGAAAACGCCAGCGCCGGACCGCGCUCGACUAUUCCAAACGGCGCUUGGCCCCCAGAUACUUUUGACACGCUUUCGAGCGAUGAUAUUUCUGAUGCACUAAGCGAGGAGCUGUAUCGGACCCUGCUGCGACAUGAGUUUCAUCCCUCACUGUCAUUACCACUGUGGUCACCUACUCCGGUAAAGCUCGGUGCAGUGGGAUAUCUUUGCGAGCCGCAGGGCUAUUUUGUGACUCUUUUUUAAUGCAUUGGACCCGGAGAGGACCUCAAGUGGUCGUGCAAAAGAUAUUCCUUCGCUUCAUGCCUUCGGGAGGAUAUCUUUCAAGCAUCGCCGCAAGGACUCGCGUUCUGCUGCGAAACGAGGAGUUACUGCGGUGCAAUCCUUGAUGUCACUGAAAAGUAGAGGCCGUCAGACCACCACAAGCAGCUUCAGAGGCAGCCAAUCCAAGCGUCUCUAUUCCGAUGAGAAGACCGCACAUUUAUUCACGGAAUCCACUAUAUUCCGACAUGUCAAGGAUACCAGGGCACCAAAGGCAUGGUUCAAGGGCAACGUGAAUCGCAUUCUUUCAAUAUACGGCAGGGAGCACGAUCUUUCUCGGGAGAAGCUGUUUUUAGUCACUGGGACCUUGGAAGCUAGGGACUAUGCUCUCUUUGUUAAUCACAAUCACCCUAAUGGAAAGGU